Nerophis ophidion (straightnose pipefish) is the source of this 9917-nucleotide messenger RNA. It is a transcript of the gene slc4a8, whose product is annotated as solute carrier family 4 member 8. NCBI's taxonomy places the organism in Eukaryota, Metazoa, Chordata, Actinopteri, Syngnathiformes, Syngnathidae. Gene Ontology annotation, molecular function: sodium:bicarbonate symporter activity; solute:inorganic anion antiporter activity; monoatomic anion transmembrane transporter activity. The coding region runs from base 201 to 3527 and encodes 1108 amino acids. Gene Ontology annotation, biological process: transmembrane transport; bicarbonate transport; monoatomic anion transport. The transcript has 24 exons. The record is from RefSeq and is a predicted model, not a curated record. Gene Ontology annotation, cellular component: plasma membrane.
GCGCGUGCGUGUAAAAUAGAAUUUUGCUCAUGCAGAAGAGAUGUUGAUGACAUACGAGGACAUGUUCACAGGAAGCCAAGUGGCAGCUGGGACCGACUUGUCGUGACAUUGUUUUUAUUUAUUUUUUUGCGAACGCCCUGUCCUGCUCUUCCCGACUGUGACACCUUCACGCUCGUCCAGGUUCAAGCAGCAUCGCCGGCAUGCCCGUCCACGAAACUGACAGCAUCUUGAGCUACCAGCGGCCAGAUGAGGAGGUGGUGAUAGACCAGGGUGGGACCAGCUCGGUACUGAACAUCCACUAUGAGAAGGAAGAACUGGAAGGCCACAGGACCCUCUUUGUUGGGGUUCGGAUGCCGCGGCAAAGUCAUCGGCACCACAAGGCUCACGGUUCUCGGCACCGUAAGAAAGACAGGAGGGCGGGAAGCAUCUCAACACCACAAAGCGAGGGAAGUGAGAAGACACCCUGUCACGACACGCCGUCCCAGCGGGUCCAGUUCAUUCUUGGUACUGAGGAGGAUGCUGAGCAUGUGGCCCACGAGCUGUUCACUGAGCUAGAUGAGAUCUGUGUGAAGGAUGGCAAAGAUGCUGAGUGGAAGGAAACGGCCAGGUGGCUUAAGUUUGAGGAAGAUGUCGAGGACGGCGGCGAGAGGUGGAGCAAGCCGUACGUAGCUACUCUUUCUCUCCACAGCCUGUUUGAGUUGCGGAGUUGCAUCAUCAACGGCAGCGUGCUGCUCGACAUGCAUGCUGACUCCAUUGAGGAGAUAGCAGACAUGGUCCUGGACCAUCAGGAGGCGUCUCAUGAGCUGGAUGACAGUGUGAGAGUUAAAGUGCGUGAGGCUUUGCUGAAGAGGCACCACCACCAAAACGAGAAGAAGAAGAACCUCAUGCCCAUCGUGCGCUCCAUUGCCGAGGGGACUCGUAAACAGUCAGAGACCCAUCUGACAGCCACAUCUCCUCAGCCUCCACCUCCGACAGAGCCGGCGAAGAACGGUGCUGGACAGGACGCACAUCCGGUAGAUCUCAGCAAGGUGGACCUUCACUUCAUGAAGAAAAUCCCAGAGGGAGCAGAAGCCUCCAAUGUGCUGGUAGGAGAGCUGGAUUUCCUGGACAGACCCAUUGUGGCUUUUGUCCGCCUCUCUCCCGCUGUGCUGCUCACAGGCCUCACUGAAGUCCCGAUACCCACCAGGUUCCUCUUCAUUCUGCUGGGCCCGGAUGGAAAAGCUCAGCAGUACCAUGAAAUUGGGCGCUCCAUGGCCACCAUUAUGACAGAUGAGAUAUUUCAUGGUGUAGCUUACAAGGCAAAGGACAAAGGAGACCUACUGGCUGGAAUAGAUGAGUUCUUGGACCAGGUGACUGUCCUACCCCCAGGGGAGUGGGACCCUUCUAUCCGUAUUGAGCCACCUAAGAAUGUCCCAUCUCAGGAGAAGAGGAAAAUGCCUGGUGUCCCUAAUGGGACAGCCUACCUGGUAGAGGAAGAGCUACACGCUGAGCACCAUGGGCCGGAGCUGCAGAGAACUGGACGGUUGUUUGGUGGUCUGAUACUGGACAUCAAAAGGAAGGCCCCCUUUUAUCUGAGUGACUUUAAAGAUGGUCUUAGCUUGCAGUGUGUGGCCUCGUUCCUCUUCCUCUACUGUGCCUGCAUGUCUCCUGUCAUCACCUUCGGAGGGCUGCUGGGAGAGGCAACAGAGGGACGCAUUAGUGCAAUUGAAUCCUUGCUCGGUGCAUCUAUGACUGGAGUUGCCUACUCGGUGUUUGCUGGCCAGCCUCUCACCAUUCUAGGAAGCACAGGACCCGUGCUGGUGUUUGAAAAGAUCCUCUUCAAGUUCUGCAAGGACUACGACCUGUCCUACCUGUCACUGAGGACCUGCAUCGGCUUGUGGACGGCACUGCUGUGUUUGGUGCUGGUUGCCACAGACGCCAGCUCUCUGGUGUGCUACAUCACUCGCUUCACGGAGGAGGCCUUCGCUGCCCUGAUCUGCAUCAUCUUCAUCUACGAGGCCUUGGAGAAGCUGUUCCAUCUGGGGGACAUUUACCCCUUCAACAAACACAGUAAUCUGGACAAGCUGACGCUGGCAUACUGCGAGUGUGCACAGCCUUAUCCUCCCAACAAUAAAACCUUAGAACUAUGGAGCAAGAAAAACAUCACUGCUGCUGAAGUACCUUGGGCCAACCUCACUGUCAAGGAGUGUAUGAGCCUGCAGGGUCAUUUUGUCGGGACGGCAUGCGGCCCCCAUGGGCCUUACACCCCAGAUGUCCUCUUCUGGUCUGCCAUCUUGUUCUUCUCCACCUUCUUCAUGUCAGCGUUCCUCAAAGAGUUCAAAACGAGUCGGUAUUUCCCCACCAAGGUACGGUCGAUGAUCAGUGACUUUGCCGUAUUCCUUACCAUCGUCUUCAUGGUGUUGCUCGACUACGUCAUAGGCGUGCCCUCCCAAAAGUUAAAAGUUCCCAGCAAAUUCCAGCCCACCAGAGAUGACCGAGGGUGGAUCAUUAAUCCAAUAGGGCGUAAUCCUUGGUGGACGGUGUUGGCAGCCUCUAUCCCGGCUCUCCUGUGCACCAUUCUCAUCUUCAUGGACCAACAGAUAACUGCAGUUAUCAUCAACCGGAAAGAGCACAAGCUGCUGAAAGGUUGCGGCUACCACUUGGACCUCCUGAUGGUGGGGAUGAUGCUGGCCGUGUGCUCCAUCAUGGGCUUGCCAUGGUUCGUGGCUGCGACCGUCUUGUCCAUCUCUCACGUGAACAGUCUGAAGCUGGAGUCGGAGAGCUCAGCGCCCGGAGAGCAGCCUCGCUUUCUGGGCAUCAGAGAGCAGAGACUCACUGGCCUGGUCAUCUUCUUGCUCAUGGGAUGCUCGGUCUUCAUGACUGGAGCGCUUCAGUUCAUUCCGAUGCCGGUGUUGUAUGGUGUCUUCCUCUACAUGGGAGCCUCCUCAUUGAAGGGCAUUCAGUUCUUUGACCGUCUUAAGUUGUUUGGGAUGCCGGCCAAGCACCAGCCAGACUUUAUCUACCUGCGUCACGUUCCUUUGAGGAAGGUUCAUCUUUUCACGCUCACGCAGCUCACAUGUCUUGUCCUGCUGUGGGUCAUCAAGACCUCACCAGCUGCCAUCGUCUUCCCCAUGAUGGUGCUGGCUUUAGUAUUCAUCCGCAAACUGCUGGACUUUUGUUUCUCCAAACGGGAGCUGAGUUACUUGGAUGAUUUAAUGCCUGAAUGGAAGAAAAAAAACCUUGAUGAUGCUUCCAAAAAGAUUGAGGAGGUAAAUGCGAUAUUUAAAUGCACAAGUAAUCCCCAUGCAAAUAUUGACAAUUGUCUAUUGCAGGAAACCCAGGUUAUGCUCGAUACCAAAAGUGAAGAUGCUGCAACUGUUGAGAUUCCCCUGGAGAGCAGUAAGCCAGUGCCGACCUCAAAGGCACAUGACCCCAGGUGUGAUCCCUCUGAUAUUAAUAUAUCUGAUGAAAUGUCUAAAACCACCAUGUGGAAAUCCCUCAACUCCAAUCAAAAGGAUUCUCGGCCUGUGUCUGCUAAAAAGGAUUGAGGAGAUUGCCUUUAUAGAUGAGUAAAGAUUCCAACAGUCCGUGCAGUUAUACUACCAAACUGUCCAUAAGGACCUCAGGAUGUCCCCAUUUGGCUUUGGACCAUCGGCCGUCUGAGAGAUUUGGGAAAGUCCACAAUUUCUACCAGCUCCACAUAGCACUUCACAGUACUGUCAUGCAACACACACACAUGCGCAUGCACACACAAUGUUGUGAUUCUUGAUUGUGAAUUUCAAAUAUGAAAAGAUAAUUUUUUCAUAAUUCUUUGUUUCCGUUAUCUUUCUCUGAUUAAUAGCAUGCAAGUCGACUGGUGACCCAAAAGUGCAAAGAUAAUACGCUACAAAUUGAUAUUACAAGUGAUACCUCGCUUUCUGGCAGGAAUCCGUUUCAUAACGUGUGUUGUACGAAACCUGAAACAAUUAUUUCCUUAAGAAAUAAAACAAAUCUAAUUCAUAAAUUUCAGACACCCGAAAAUAACACAAAACAUAUUUUAGAGCAGUGGUUCUUAACCUUGUUGGAGGAACCGAACCCCCACCAGUUUCAUAUUUACCGAACUUUUCUUUAGCGAAAAAUAAAAUUCAAGACAAAGCUACAUGGUUUUUUUUUUACUGGUGCACAAAAUUAACUGUGCCUGAACAUCACCUUGUUCAUACAACACAACCAACACAGUGCAUGGACUCACAACUAAUUACACAGCUGCAAAUCAGUGUGGCUUCUGCUGGUGUCGUAUCCAAAUUACGCAGAUAGGGACAAGUUUUAAUUUACACGAUGAGUCAGGUGUGUCUUGACCUCCGUCGAACCCCUGAGGAUGACUUGCCGAACCCCUAGGGUUCGAUCGAACCCAGGUUAAGAACCACUGUUUUAGAGUCAAUAAUUAUGGUGUUACAUGCAGAAAGUUAUGUGAAAUAUAAAUGACAAAUAACUAUAAAUUACUUUUAUCGUGCUAUGAGUUAGUAUUUUUCUCACCUUAUCAAAGUGCUGGCACUUGCAACUUUAUUUGGUCUCAUAGUGGAUUCCUUUGAAGUCAAUAAAAAGCAGAGACUGAGUCGCCAACACGUAAGACUCUUUGUUUGGCCCAUCAUUCCGCUGGCAAUGUUUGGCCGUCCAAUAACCAAGACAAUACAAAAUCAUUAGAAAAUUAUUGGUGAGCAUUUUCUUGGUAAAACCAAUUAUAUGAGAUGUAAGUCCUACAAAAACCGAGGUAUCACUGUGCAGUUAAACAAGUUGUAAACAUGUUGGUGCGGCAAAAACCAUGAACCAAAAUAUCCCAAAUACAGGAUGUGCCCUGAAAGUCUGGAUACAUACUGUAAGCAAACGCUCAUAUUUUCAAUUGGAAUAAUAAAAAAUAACAGCUGCGAUAUGAUUUCCAAUAUUUGUGAUGCAAAGGUUGAUGCACUUUGCAAGAUCAAUGUGGACUUGAUGCAAUACCUUCACAUUUAUUGUCAUUUUCUGCAAAUGCCCCAAAUUUGUCAUUAGUAUUUAUGCAAUAUUCAUUGUGAAAUUAAGAAAACAUUUCUUCUUUCCUUUUUCCUCAACUACAUUUCUGAUGCACACUUUUUAUUACAAUCCAAUAGGUUUCUCCCUUUGUCCUAGAAUAAAGUGUGUCCUUUUGAAUAGUUGGCUUGAAUAUUGUUUUAGAGUGUUAAAAUAAUUUUUUUUUUUUUUUUUAGCUUUUUAUGGAUGCGUCAAUUAUUCAUAGUGUAUUACCACUCACUGGGUUCUGGGAACGAAAGCCUCGCGAAUUGCAGGGAUCUACUUUAUUAUAUUACCAUCGUACAGGCUGAAAUGCCCCCAUGUUGAAUGCAGACAACUUUAGACACUUAUCGGGGGAAAAAAACAGCAGAUUUUAGUAGGAAUUUGCACAAAAUGUUUAUCACUGAAUUACAUUCCCAACCAGACUCAAUUCUAAUGACAUGUUUCCAUAGUACAGUCAGUGUCUCCCACUGGACUGCGGGGUAUUUGUGGUGGUGGUUUUCAGGGGUCUAUCUUGCAUAAUUGGCCAUGACUCAUGUAGUUUUAACAGAGGCUGUGUUGACAAAACGUAGGCAAACAACAUGACAUCGCAAGCAGGACGUAGCAACCUGUGAAGGUGUUGGCAAGAAAGAUGCGCGCUUUCAAGUUCCAGUCUCCUAAAGUGACUAACACGAUCAGAAAAGAUGACUACCGUAUUUCCCGGACGACAGAGCGCACCGGUAUAUAAACCGCACCUACUAAAUUUUCUAUGUAUUAGCUGCACAGGACUAUAAGUCACAGACAUACGUUGUGAAAUGAGUUGUUAACACAUAAAUAUUCUGUAAAUGUUUAUUUACAUACCUUAAAAUGGCUGAUCCAAAAAAACAGAAGACAUCGUCAUGGACCCACAAGCUGCGGAAGAUAUCUCUCCAAUCAGCUAAACAGACACAAUAAGUCCACGAUGAAGCUUUGGUAUAUUUACAUAACUGAAACAAUAUAAACAGAAUACCAUUGUAAGUUAAUAAUACUAACACGGAUACCCGUAAGCGUGUUAGCAUAUUAGCCAAAGCUAAUGACACAAGCUUGAUUACGUUACUUAGCACGUACAAAUAUGGAGGAAAACACUCCUACAAACAUCAAACAUGGUACAGUUUAGUAAGUGUGAAACGUUUUGGUCAUAUUGUAAAAAUGACAAACCUUGUUUGGAGUGAUGAAUAGGGAUGUAAACCGAGUACCGGUAUUUUUUGGUACCGGUUCAUAAUUGAGGACUGUGAAGAUUUUGGACUAACGAUACUGCUAUCGGUAUUUAUUUAUCAGCUGACUGACGUAAUUAUGACGCGCUGUCACAUUCAGUUCAGCUGCUGCCACUACACAUAAAAUCCGCUUUGAAUAAAGACAAAUAAGGAGGCAAGACCACACAAACGUUAACACAACAAUGUCUCCUCCUCAAAAGUUCCUCAAAGUCAGGCAUGCUGUGUCAGUUUGAAGUGAACACAUUUUACUCAAAUGAGUCACGACCACGUUUUAUCAACCGUCCUUGCAAUGCAUUAAUCCGCAGGCCAAUAAUAAUCCACUCAAAAACGUCAAAAAUGUAGGUAGUAUAAUAAUCCAUUGAGUUGCUUUAAAGAUAGCAUCCGCUGUGACUGACAGGUCUCUGGUUGCCGUUUAAAGUCUCUUCAUUGAGCAGCGUUGCAAUCAUACAAUCAAACUUUAUUUAUAAAGCGCUUUUCAUACAUAAAAGAAAUGCAACGCAAAGUGCUUUACAGACUCCGAUGACCCAGAUUCCCCAUUAUCACAUAGGCACGCACACACGGACACAAAUACCAAACCCAAACAGACACAUAUGCAAUUAUAUGAACAAAUGAAUGUCUGGCUGAGGACAGAGGAGACAAGUGAGUAAACACUAUCACAGGAGCCAUCUGCACCAGGGGGUCAUCAGACCAUGGCCACCAGGACGCUUACACAAAGCACCCACACAGCACGGCCAAUAAGCCCUGAGGCACAUGGCUCCCUCUGAAGAACGCUGGAAAGUAGUAAUAAUAAAACCUGUAAAAUGGUAAGAAUCAUGAGGAGAGAAAAAGGAUAAAAUACAAGUCAGACAUAUGAAGAUAAACAAAUGAAAAUAAUGAAAAAAUAAAAUCAAUAUACAUUAAAUAUGUAAUAAAAAAAUAUAACUAAAUAAAAUCUUGCAUAACGAAUAAGAUAUAAAGUAAAGUACAAAUUAAUUCAAUAAAAUGUAUAAAAAUAAAAAGCAAAAUCAAAAAGGUGGGUCUUAAGUCUGCUCUUAAAAACAUGAUCGUUCUCCACAGCCCUGAGGUCCUCCGGCAAGCUGUUCCAUAGAGAGGGGCCAUAAUGAUGGAAAGAUUCCAUCCUGUGACUUUGUGUCCUGACUUUUGGAAUAAUUAGGAGAUGACUGCCGGAGGAUCUCAAGAUAAGAAGGCCCAAUACCGUAAAAACAUUUAUAAACCAUAAGAAGAACCAGAAAAUUUACUUUAAAAAAAAGCAGGCAUUGAUUAAAGACUUACCUGCUCUGUGAUAUUACUGGUGUUCAACCUCUUAUGCUAAUAGAAUUGCUAAUUAAAAUGCAUUUUUUACAUCUUAAUUUCCACAAAAUUACAUUAUUUCCCUUGUGGAUCAAUAAAGUUUGUCCAAGUCUAUAUAGUAUCGAUAAGAGUACCGAUAAACACUGGUAUCGAAAAGGAAUAUCAAUAAGGGUAUCGUAUCAAUAAAAUCUUAACAAUAUACAUCCCUAGUGAUGAAUGAAGAAUCCUUAUAAGUAAAAACACUAUGGACGGCUAAAAGAAGCAAUGGCACUCGUACUUGCGGUUGAAAUCACUAAACAGAAAGAAAUACGUCAUAGUUGUUCACCCCGCAACACCGGCAAAGAUGGCACCAUAGCACAAACAAUCUCACACCUCUUCAGUGUCUGGUGAUUUGUUACAAUUAUGGCCAUUAGCGAAGAAAAAGCCAUUAAUUAGCUGGACCGUUUUGUAAGCCACAGGUUUCAAAGCGUAGGGGAAAAAAAGUAGUGGCUUCUAGUCCGAAAUUUACUAUACAGUUGUCGUUAGUCACUUCUUUAUUUUUUUAAAGUAUGCAUAGAGGUAUAAAAAUCGCUAAUUUGCUAACACCAAUCCCUCUUGUUACGUCUUCUUAUGCUCUUGCAGACCAUGGCGCAAAAUAUGUCUUAAGAAGUAGAGUUACACUGCCACCUACUGUAAGGCGUAAAGCUUCAUUCACAUACAGUCCCAUUAUAAUGUGUUCAUCCAUGGCGGUCCAUAUUUAUUUGUGGCAGUUUGCCAUGAAUAAAUGAAUGUAUGGGAAACAUUGACAGUAAGACUAAGUGUGCACUAGUGUGGUUUUAACCCAGUAAAAAAUCUGCUAAUGUGCGCCUCCAAACUGCACAAACAUGGCCGACAUGCUGCAUUCAGGGCAAUAAUUUUUGUACGACAUCCUACUAAGUUGUUGGCCGCACAUACAAACCCAAACAAAUUCUAACCCUUGAUGGUUCAGCUCUCUCGGCUGGGCCGUAUGACAGAAUCUAAAACCCUUUGUUGACGUUACGUGUGUCUGUCGCUCAUCCUUUCAAAAAUGUGUCACGCACGCUUCCCUGGUUUGUGAUGACGUGGUCAGUCAAUUGGUGCACACGUUAUAUACUCUCAUCUUUCACUGUAAAUUGUGUUGUUUUUUGUGUUUGGUAUUGUAAAUAUUAGCAGGAUCCACACGAGUGGAAACAGCCAAAAGUACGAGAAACAUAGUAGUGUCUUAUUUCUUUACCUCCUAGUAGUUUGUUUGAACUCCUGCAAGGCACUUUGAGGGGAGGAUUGGAGACCUGACCAGAGGGCAGUAAUAAAGAUUUGCUCUUUUUUUGGCGGAGGGAAGUUGGAGUUUAUUAGCAAUAAUUUACCCAAUCUCAAGUGAGCUGUAGGGAUCUGAAUUAUACACAAAUAACAAUAAUUAUCUUCAGGGAUCCUUUGAGCAGUGACAUUUCCAUUCAACGUGCUAAAUUUACGUCUUUUUCACUUGAAUAAAGUGCUUUAUUUGUAGUAGCACUUUCUGUACAUACAUCUAUUUAAUAUUCCGUUAUUUUUAAGAGACCUACUAGACCGUUUAAAUUAUUUAUUACAGCCAUUUAUAUAUUUCAUAUAUUGACGUUCUGUAUAAAGUGUAAAAAUAAGUUAGGUGGGUUAAAGCAAAGCUUGGUGUUUCAUGUCAUGUUUGCACAACAAGAAGCGAAAUUUAAAAUGUUCUGUUCUACGCUUUGAAAUCUGCCUUUUAUUCUCCAUUUAGUCAAAAUAAAUGAUACUCUUUUGCGCUCCCUGUAUAUUCGGUCUACAUCUUGUAGAUUUGAAAAGUGCAUUAAUCCUUCACUGUAACUUGCUGUGAGUCCUCCUUGUCAGUAACGUCUGUAUUUGUGUCCUGUACCUUCAAGUAUAUACAGUAAGACAUUUGAAUGUUGAUAUUCGCUGUGUGUACAUGAUAAACUUAGUGAAAGCAUGACCUACUAUUCAUUGUGUACAGUCAGGGGAAUAAAUGUAUGUACAGUAUAUUGAAUUCAUCAAUUUGACACUUUAUUAGAUGGGAAUGUAUGGCUGACAUGCAUAUGAAUGUUUCCAUUAGACAAAUUCAAUGUAUAAUUGUAUAAACCACUUCCUGUAGCAUUAUUUUUGGAUUAUUUUGGAGCAUUGCAAACUAUGUGUCACAUUUGGACUGUUUAGUUCCCCUGGUACGAUCACCAGUAUGUACAGUGAAUGACGACAAGAGAAGAUUCAGGGAGAAGGGCGACUGCACGACAGUUGAUAAGGAGCCAUAAAGAGCAAGUGUUGUCUCUUAAAACAAUAUAGACUGUCUCAAACUGAAGUGUACAUGUUUUAUAUGUAUGUGUACUGUUGUUUUUUGGAAUUAUAUACAAAGACAAAUAAACGAUUCCACUUGAAGUUAAA